Mangifera indica (mango) is the source of this 2416-nucleotide messenger RNA. Its product is annotated as RNA-binding protein 24-B-like. The transcript is spliced from 6 exons. NCBI's taxonomy places the organism in Eukaryota, Viridiplantae, Streptophyta, Magnoliopsida, Sapindales, Anacardiaceae. Bases 988 to 1821 code for a protein of 277 amino acids. The record is from RefSeq and is a predicted model, not a curated record. Gene Ontology annotation, molecular function: RNA binding.
GUGGAAGAAAAUGGAUUAGGUUAAGAAAAUUGGUAAGAAGAAUAGACAAGUAGGUGGAUAGGGUUUUAGAAAAAGUAAGGGAAGAGAAGGCUGAUGCAAUACCAGUUGGCGAAGGCUUAUUUUAAUAUUAAGAUUUUAACGGAAUUUGGAAAGUUUUGGUCUUGAGGGAUUACCUGGAGUUUUUCAGUCAAGGCCUUAAGGGUAUAGUUAGAGGGGGGAAGCGCAGAAGUGAAGGGAUCAUGUGUCGAUAGGCCAUAGCCAUAAACGGAAGGACAGAAGAUUGAAUAUUUAGAGGAGAUGAGAGAUGGAAACAGAAGGUUGAAUACAGCGAAGCAGAUGAUUUUGCAGACCCACCCACACGGAUAUAUGUGUUUAUAAUAUGAAUAAAAAAAAGGUUGGUCUCCGAGUCUUUGAUAUUUCAUUGGACAAGCUUGUCUACUGUUGUCGUGCGUGCCCACACUAGCAGCUUUUUUGUCUCUCUCAUUUUCCCUUCUCUUCAUCCUUUCUUCAUCAAAGUAAUCUCUCUCUUCUCUCUUCUGUUAUUAUUAUUAUUUUUUUGUAUAUAUAAUUAUUUUGCUUCAAAGGUUUUUCUUUUCCUUUCUCUUUAUCUUUGUCUUUCCACCACCCUCAACAGUAAUGAUUUUCUCGUUACGGGUAUCGUUGUUGAGGAAUCUGAGGAGUUGCGGUUGUGAAAAAGUCGUAGUUAUAACGAUUGAAAGACAAAUAGAACAAGGUUAUUCCAAACGAAUACAAAUAUAAACUGCACGAGUGGUUGAGCCAAGAAGAGUGCUUCUGAUUGAUUGACGUGAUCAUCAUCAAACAAACGCUUAUUUUAACCCUUUUUCUUUCCGAUUGCUUCUCUAUCUUUGGCUUCUUUGGGUCUGUUGGUUUAAGUUCUACUUCUGGGUUCUUUUUUUCCUUUCUUUUUCGAUCUUUCUUGUUUUAUUUGGGUGUCUUUAGGAUUGUUUUCUUGUGAGUUUUAUCACCAUGUCUCAACCACGACAAUUUCAGAUGGUGGGUGGUAACAAUACAGGAGAAUACAAUGACACAACUUUUACCAAAAUCUUUGUUGGGGGUUUGGCUUGGGAGACACAAAGAGAUACCAUGAGACGCUAUUUUGAGCAGUUUGGAGAGAUCCUUGAGGCUGUUGUUAUCACAGACAAGAACACCGGGAGAUCUAAGGGUUAUGGCUUUGUCACAUUCAAGGAUCCAGAGGCGGCCAUGAGAGCAUGUCAAAACCCAUCACCUGUCAUUGAUGGAAGGCGGGCAAACUGCAAUCUUGCAUCCCUUGGUGCACACAAGACUCGUCCACCAACUCCUCAACAUGGUUCUGGGCGAUUUAGACCAACAUCUGGAUUGGCAGCUCCGCCUUCUUAUCAAGGCUUCUCAUCUGCAUACAUCAAUCAACCUACCAAUCAGUACACAUUUCCUUAUUCAUCUUACGGGUUUACUGGAUAUUCACAAGACACCAUGUACCCUUUGAACUACUACAAUCUUUAUGGCGGCCAACAAUUGUCACCUUACUUCACCGCUGGGUCACCAGCAAGUCCAGGAAUGUUCCAAAAUAUGUAUCCGUUUUAUGCUCAAUAUGCACAAAGUAGUCAAGCUCAAGGGUUUGGAAUUCAAUAUCCCCAAAUGCUGCAGUACCCAUAUUUGCCUCAGCAGUAUGGCACAACUGGAAUCCUGUCACUUCCCUCUUCUAUGCCAGUGACAACUUCUAGCACAGGUGUAACUACAACAACAAUCGGGGUGACUGCAACAGGAACAGGUGCUUCUUCACAAGCACCUGCAGCAACUUCUGAACAAAAUUCAUCCACCUAAUUGACCUUGAGAAACACAGUGUCUUCUUACAAGACUAACAAGAUGUGGAUAAAGGGAGAUGAGACUCUGAGCAAAGGGAAAAACAAAUGGAUAAGAAUAAACCCAUUAAUUAAAGUCACUGAUUCAGGAAAAGGAACACAAGAAUCAAGUAUCAGAAAAGUUCAUCCAAGGAAGGAAUAUAUUUGAGAUAUAAAGGCAUCGCCAGCUCCACUAACUUUCUUCAAUUCAAUCUUCAUUAAUGCCCAACAUUUUAUUGUCUUUAUCAUCAUUGUCUUCAUCAUCAUACAUGUUACAUUCAAUAGGACAAGGGAGUCUAAGUAGUUGUAGCAGUAGAAGAAGACCAUAUUCAUUUAUGUAUUAUUGUCAAUAGGGUAGAAGCUAAAUAUUGGCUUUGGAUUCUACCUAGGAUACUAAUUGUCAGACGAUUAUGCCUCGAUUGCAUACAGCAUCCGAAGACAUAACUCUUUUGUUUAUAUUUCAAGUGAUUGGUUCAAUAGAUUGAUUUUAUAUCUUUGAACCAAGAUUGAUUGGUCAAAGAAAUAGUAGGCGAGCUUGGAUAGCUUUACAAUUAACAUGUAAUUUCUUUCUUUCUUCA